AUGAAUCACCGUAGCGGCUUUUCCGCUCUCGGCCGACUAUUUGAACGUGUUGCGAUGGAUUACGGUGGUGUUUCUACACCACUAGGCGCCGAUACGUCCACAACAACGUUCAGCGAUGAAUCAGCUAUUGAUGAUUCGUCAACAAAGGCAGAGUUUUUUUCUCCCAAGCAUGAUAGCUCGUUUUGGAAGCGGCGGAGGAGGAGCUAUAUUAAUAAUUACGACUCGAAGUCUAUACAACGUAUCAGGGAGAUAAGAAAGGCGUUAGGUCGUGUUGAAAUAGAAAGCAAGCCGUAUCUGGACUUCCGUUUGAGGUUUGCUGAGGAUAUGGCAAUAAACUCGCUUAUAUUGGCCAGCCGAAAACGUCUAUCAAAAAGUAUAUCUGCGAGCCCCAGUAUGCUUUUUGGUCCGUGUGAAUCGGAGGGUCUGGUGUCUGCGAAGAAGCAACGUGAAGAAGUCGUAAAUGAUCUCAAUCAAAGAUGUCUUUUGUGUCUCUUUGAGCGGGCUGCCUCGGAAGUUGAAAGGUUUAUUAUGUGCGAGGAGGCAACACCCCCGUUGGUGCAAACCAAGUUUUCCAAUCGUUAUGCUGAUGUGCAUUAUGAUGGAAGUUCGACGGACUUGGAUUUAAUGGAUCAUACGUUGGUCAACGGAUCAAGCCUAGUUAAGUUGUACUCUGUGAUACGUGAGUUAUGUCGAACAAAUGAUGGUAUCAUUUAUAAGGCACGACAUCGUCUGACAGGCGUUGUCUACUGUAUCAAACGAUCAGUACGUCGGUCUUCGGUGGGUCGUUCCGAAGAUAGCCUCUCGAAUGCGCUGAAUGAAUCUCAAGCGCUGAGUGUGUUGAGGCACACGAACAUUGUCAGAUUCUACAAUUCGUGGGUGGAGGCGGGCUCACUGCUUACGCAGUUGGAAUAUUGCCUUGGCGGAAGCUUAUUUGACUGCCUCAAUGAAGUAGCGCUGACCCACAACGCGCCUUCGGUGGCGCUUAAUGCUGACAGCGAUGAUGAUGCCAGUGCUGGGUAUCAGGUGCAAGGUUUCAACUCUCAUCGGUCAGCUUUAAGUAGCCCUUCGGCUGCAACUCUUACUAAGUUACUAAGUGAUAUCGCCCGCGCCUUAGACUAUCUACACACAAAGUGGUGCAUGGCACACAAGAAAGUAGGAUUGAAGACCAUCUUGGUUCAGCUGAAGCCGCAGGCUGCACGCAAAGCCUACAGGUCAGACGAGAAAAUGAAUGAUGCGCGGAGGCGCUGCUGCGAGCUCCUUCUGUCAGGUGAAACUAACGGAUUGGAUUUCAAGUUGUCUGACUUUGGUGGGGCGUCGAGAGUAAGUGAACAGGAGGACGUUCGUGAUUCUGACGUGUACGCCCUCGGCGUGACAGUUUGUCUUACGGCCAGGGGGGUAGGGCUUUCACCUGCUGACAACGAGCUGAAUGAGGUAUACCCCUCCAGCGUUUGCGCUUCCCUUCAGCCUAUUCUGCAGCUCAUGCUGAAGCCGUUGGCUGUGGAUCGAGUGACCGCGUCAGACGUGCUAGAAUACAUUGCGGCGUCCAGCAAUGAUGACAAAAGUACGGAUCCUGCUGGCGAUCCCCCUAGAUCCCCUUUUAAGUUAAAGUUAUCCUCUAGUCUUGGCCGCAAGGAUAGCGAUGCCAAAACAAGUAAGAAGAUUGGCCAUCGUCGGGUUACCAAUCAGGGCACCGUCACCUAUAAAAAGACACCCACUUCGGAGAUUCAACGGGCCAUUCAGCUAGGCAUCCAGCACAGCAUUGGCACUCUCCAGCAGAAGCAAGUCCGUGAUGUUCUCUUUCGAGACUUUGAAGUGGUGGAGACCGUGGACUUUCCUCGAUCUGGCACCAAGACGACGCCUGCUCAUGGACUCUCUGAUUUCCGUUUUCGAACAUUCGCCCCUGUUGCAUUUCGCUCAUUUCGCGACCAAUUUCAACUGGAUAUUCGGGACUACUUGCAUUCCCUAUGCUCUCAGGAGCUUCGUGAACUUUCCAAUCCUGGUGCCAGCGGAUCUAUCUUUUACAUCUCAGCAGACGAUGAAUUCAUCAUUAAGACUGUUCAACACAAAGAGGCCAAUUUCCUUCAGAAACUUCUUCCUGAGUACUACAUGAAUCUGGUGCAACACACACGAACUUUGCUACCCAAAUUUUACGGUCUUCACUGUUAUCAGAGCUCGGGGAAGAACAUCCGUUUUGUGGUGAUGAACAAUCUAUUACCCUCGUCGGUGAAGAUGCACGAGCGCUAUGACCUUAAAGGCUCCUCGUACAAGCGGAAGGCGAAUGAACGCGAAUUGGCCAAGACAUCUCCUACCCUCAAAGAUCUCGACUUCAAGGAGAGACACCCUAAUGGUAUUUGGCUGGAGGCCGAUACCUACGAUGCCUUGAUGAAGACCAUUGAACGCGACUGCAGGGUGCUUGAAUCCUUUCAAAUCAUGGACUACUCCCUCCUCCUUGGUGUUCACAACUUUGACCGAGCGGAGCGUGACAGGCAAAAUCGGAAGAGCGAGCGAUCGCCUGAUAAUGGUAUAGUUGCCAAUGCGGUGUCGGGAGCCGGAGGUACAGAGCAGAAUCUACGCACGCUCACUCUGUCCGAAUCCUCGAAGAGACGGAGCGACGGCGACGCCGUAGGUCGGGUGCGCCGCUCCACCUCGCCUUUCGCCCGCAACGCAUUCCGCGCUCGUUCGGGUAACAAACGCCUCGCCGCUUACUCCACCGCUAUGGAGUCUAUAGAGGCCAAGACCGAACCCGUCGAAAUCGAGCCCACUGACUCCGAGAAAGCCACCCUACUUGGUGGUCUACCCGCUCGCAGUUAUUCCGGUGACCGGCUGUUCCUCUUUAUUGGCAUAAUUGACAUUCUACAGAGCUACCGGAUGGUAAAAAAAAUGGAGCAUACUAUCAAAUCUGUCGUUAUUGAUGCGGAGACCGUAUCUGUGACGAAUCCCAGUUUCUAUGCGAAACGUUUUCAAAAUGCUCUAGGCAAUUGUAUAUUCCGAAGAACUCCUUACCCUUGGCCACGCCAGCGUUUCUUGAAUACUGUCUCAAGAUACUCAUCAGGCUGCUCCUCAGGUUAUUCUACAAUGGUGAACAACCACAAUUGCGGUGCGGGGUUGGUCCCGGAUCUGCCCUAUCCCGACUACACUCAUCCUGCUUCCGUCCCGAUUUGUCGCACUAGACCCUCUCCAGGCACCGAACCAUGUCUCUUUGACUCCUCGCGUGGUGAGCUCUCUUGGUGUGAGCAAUCCAUCAUUAGUCUUCGAAUGGGCUCGGAAUCAGACCUCUCCGACAGCAACACAACCUCCACUAGUAGUGAUAUCAGUGCUAACGGCAAGAUCGUGCCCGCCGACGGUACUGUGAUGACUACGCAGGGCAAACGCACCGUUGAAGAGUUGGAUUCGCAGUUGGUAGCUGUGCAGAAAUUGGUUCGACGAGAGCGGGCUCGUAAGCAGCUAGAGGAGGCCUACAAGAAUCGGUCGGUGGCGAGUCUGCACCUCUUGGCAAUGAGUAAUGCGUCGACGCCACCUCUGCCUCUACACUACGCCACAGUGUCUCGCCGAAGUGCACCACGCGCCUUUUUGAUGCCCAAACCCGUCGAUUUGCGCAACCGCACACCUGUGCAGCGUAGCAAUUGUGUCACUACUUCAUCGCCACCGCUGCCUUCGUUAUCCAAACCACAACCAGCAAUACCCAUCGCCGCUGUUGUCUCCACCUCCUCCCUCUCUGUCUUCAUGCGCGAUGCUGAAUCGGACUUUGACAAGGCGCUCUGA
This is a messenger RNA of Echinococcus granulosus, 3762 nucleotides long. Its product is annotated as Phosphatidylinositol-4-phosphate 5-kinase type-1 alpha. Gene Ontology annotation, molecular function: phosphatidylinositol kinase activity; protein kinase activity; ATP binding. The coding region runs from base 1 to 3762 and encodes 1253 amino acids. The record is from RefSeq and is a predicted model, not a curated record. Gene Ontology annotation, biological process: protein phosphorylation; phosphatidylinositol metabolic process. The transcript is spliced from 16 exons. Lineage: Eukaryota; Metazoa; Platyhelminthes; Cestoda; Cyclophyllidea; Taeniidae.